Molecule: messenger RNA, 1292 nt
Organism: Botrytis cinerea B05.10
Lineage: Eukaryota; Fungi; Ascomycota; Leotiomycetes; Helotiales; Sclerotiniaceae
Exons: 4
Coding region: 80-598 (172 amino acids)
Source: RefSeq, a predicted model, not a curated record
GUCUCUAUAUUUAUCCAUAUAAUUCAGCGCAUCUUUGGCUCUGACCCGAUAGGUUCAACAAUUUGUUUCUUUUAAUCUUAUGCCAAGUCUCCAGCAUCUCUUCCUCUUCUCUUCGCCGUCAUCUAAAAUCACCCCCUUCUUUGACACUUUACAAGAUUGGAAGAACUCAACGAACAAACUUACAGAGUACGCCCGCGAAUACCAGGGAACAUGCCCAUACCCAGGCAAAAAGAGAGUCCAGAUAACAGAUUCCGGUCAGCGGAGAGUCAAAGAAACAAUAACCACCGUAUUAAAGGCAGUCGUGCUUGGUGAUGAGUCCAUUGUCGGUGCAGCAACAACAGAUGAUGAUUUGAAGGAACUGGGAGCUGUAGCAGGUGCAGUAAUUCAUGCGAUCAAAAAAGCCGAAGUUCCUGCAGACUGGGGAUGGGAAGGUCGUUAUUAUGAGAUAGUAAAAAUAUACGACGAGAAUUGGGAAGACCUGCUGCGACUGUUGUGCGAGUUCACACCAGACAUCGAUGUGCAAGCCGUAGCCAAUAUCACGGAUGUCGAUAACUCUGAUGUUUGGGGGAUGCCACACAACUUCUCACAUCGUCCAUGACUCAUGCUGGACAUCACCGCCUGCAAGCCCCCCCCCCAGUGGGGGGAGCAUGGUGAAGCAUUCCCUGUCAAAGAACAAUACAUCUUAGAGAGAAAUCUUGUACAUGGUCAUUAUAUCAACGUAAAAGUUGGCUUGCAAGACUGGGGUGUUGAAGAAAGAAAACCAGAAUGCCGUCAAAAAAAUUCGAACGACCGUAUGCAUUUUGGGGAAGAGCAACACCAGUGAUACCAAAGUGGGCGAUCAGUUACAUGAGAAAGAUGGGUUGACAGGAAGGAAGUGGCUUGGGUGUUAAUCUCGAAGGGGUUCUCGAAUAUCUGAAAGCUGUCAAAAACGUCUCAUUCAGUGGUUUGGGAUACGAUGGACUCUUGGAAGCCACCGAGACAAGUGGAAUGGUUGUUUGCUACAAUCAUCGAGAGGAAUCGCACUGGGAGGAGUACAACUUUGACAAGUCGAAGUCAAACCACGAGGAGUACCACUAUUACAAGCAUGAAAUGGUAUUCGUCUCUCCAAGAAAUGACCAAGAAACUUCGGAGAUGGCAGCGACAACUUUGCCAGGAGUUCCGCGGGAACCGUGGAACGAGUUCCACACCAGGAAAGAGCAAGAGAGAGUAUGUAAGAAAGCCAGGAAGCCUUUAGGGAGUUCAUAAAGCGGGGUGUAUUGGAGUUGAGUAAGAAUGUAUAUUCAAAGCGUGCA